This is a messenger RNA of Perca fluviatilis (European perch), 2858 nucleotides long. RefSeq lists its product as uncharacterized. NCBI's taxonomy places the organism in Eukaryota, Metazoa, Chordata, Actinopteri, Perciformes, Percidae. Bases 231 to 2318 code for a protein of 695 amino acids. The record is from RefSeq and is a predicted model, not a curated record. The transcript is spliced from 4 exons.
GAGGGGAAAAAGCAGAUAAAAGUUUUGGAGACAGAAUCGGAGAGAGAGAGAGAGAGAGAGAGAAAGAAGGGGAAAAGAGACUAAAGAUAGAGUGGAUUGAGUCUGUUAAUGGAAAAGGUAGGAGAGGAUUCAUGGAAAAAGAGGAGGAAGCGCUCUGUGUCUCAGGAGUCCUCCUGUUCCUCUUCUGCUUCUUCUUCUUUCUGUGAGGCUACUGGACAUCAUCCAUCACCAUGUUCUCUGACAGCAGGACUCCAGCGCCUGGGGAGCAGAAAGGCUUCAAGCCCCACGCCCCUCACUUCAUCCCGUGGCUGCGCAAUAGUCUUAAGCCCCACCACAGCAGUGACCUGGGGCUCAAUGGACCGUACAAAUCCAGCUCAGAGGCCUGCAACAACCUGACCCCGCUGGAGAGAGCCAAAGGGAUCGGGUUCUUCUCUAUCCAGGGAAGGGACCGGGCAAAGAAGGGGGAGGUUCGGUGUAAUGGUGUAGGGAUGGUGAGAAUGCUGCCAGUGGUGCUGCGUGGGCACCAUAUCCUGCCUGGGAGUCUGGGGAAGCAGAGGGAGGACAGUCCUGCCAGGUGGAACCAGUCUCCAGAGCUGGACCCACCCACCAACACGCAGAGCAGUCCGGGGGACGGGCCGCAUGGUCUGAGCAACAGCUCCACCUCUGCCCAGGACAACCACACCUUUGUUAGGAACCACGGCAGCCACCUGAGCCCCCUGAGCCCCCUUCAGUCACAGAAUGACGGGACUAGCACCUCAGUCAGGAAAUAUGGGCCACUAGUGAGACCCCCUCCUCUUCCUGUUUCUGGACUGCUCAUUGAGGAGCCAAACUGUAAGGUGCCUGUUGUGGUGAACAUUGAGGACAGGAGGGGGAAGGUGUGGGACUACGCCAGCAGUACAACCUACCGCAAGAGAGACCUCCAUUCAUCCAGCUGGGUGUGCUCGGACACUCAGGGACUAACAGAAAGGCAGCAUGGCUUCCCCACCAGCUUCAGCUACAACAAACAACAGAGCAGGAACUCCCAGAGCCAGAGAGACCUGAGGGAACCACCUGUUGAGGGUUUCAACGGGCCCCUAAAUGGAGUCAUCUUCUCCACUGAGGUUCCUCAGAGAGGCCUGGGCUGCACCAAAACACUACGCCCCCCCAGGAAAGCUAGACCAAGCUCGGAGCUUAUCGCGGCCCUGGGCCAGAAUCAGACAUGGGUCCAACACAGGUCGACCAAUGAAGGGAAGCCACAGAGGAAGGAAUCAGGCUGCAGCAGGAAGGUGGUUCGAAACCAGAUUAAACGGGUGGUGGACAACCUGGAGCAUGUUCUUACAGCGCUGAGGGACGUUCACCAGGAAAUGAAAGAGGUGGUGCAGCAGAUUGACCAUCUAACCUCAUCCAUUGAUCUGAAUGUGGAGGAGCAGCAGGGGAAUGAAAGAGGUGACAGCGCCAACCCUCCCAGCGACAGCAGCUCCAGUUCAGGUUCCAGCUCCAGUGAAGUGACAUUAGGCAGCACCCAUCAGUGGCCCUCAGAGCCUGGAGACCAGCCAGGAACCACAGACUCAUUUGGCACCCUCAGGAGAGAUCAUCACAAGUGUCACUUUCCACCAAAUAUGCUGCUAUGCCCGGUAACCUCUGGGUCUUCAUCAGAGAGUCAAACUCUUCGGUUCACCUGCAGUCUGCUGUCUUCUCACAGACAAGGUGGGCCGCUCCAGUACAACAAUAGUGUCUCUUUAUCCAAUCCCCCUCAAAACCUCACCUCCCAUGAUCUUACUUUGUCUCCCCAAAGAACCCUCCCUGUUCGGCCUCCCACUCCUGGUCUCUCCCCUCUAACAGUAAACCUCCAUCACCCCAACAGCCCUGGUUCUCAGCCUCACUCCCCUGGUCCUUCCUCCUCCAUCAGGGUCAGCCCUGUGUCCUCUCUGUCUGCAAAGUCUCAGCCACCCCCCACUCUUAGCCCUUCUGUCAUCAUAGAGAACAAGGUUGGGUCUUAUCAGACCCCCCAAAGUGACCACCCAUCUGCCAGUUUGCUCUCUCCAUCAUCGACCCAGCCUCCGUCUGCCAGCUGCCCACCCACCAACUCAGAAACUCAAACUGUGUCCAACACUGACAGAGAGAGGCGAUCAUCCUCGGCAGGACCCGUUCACAGACCUUCACAGGUGUGCUCUGCCCCUGCAGCCACAGCUAAGCCACCAACAGCACCAGGCUGCAGGGGUCGCAAGCCUCCUCCGUACCCCCACCACAGACCCUCCGAACACACAAAGAAGGUGAAGGAACCCCGCAAAGCUCCUCCAUACCCUGAGAAAAGAAGGCUUCUCUCGACCACAGUGUGAGACAAUGCAGCAGGAGGAGGAGGCUGAUCGAACAGAGCCACAUUCACAGCACCAGCCGCAAGAGUGAUUUAAGGCUCGCUAAGAUGAGCUGAGACCAAGUUUCCAAGGUGACAGGAUGCAAACGCAACUUGGGCAUCCGGAUGUGGUUACUUCCUGUUGUGACCCCAGAGGGAGGACGGUGACAAAGGGACACACUAACGUCCCCAGCUGAGCGUUUCCUCAACUCCAGAGGAUCAUCUCUAGACAGAUGAGAGGAUCCACACCCAGACCAAACAAGGCACGAAUCUCAGGCACGGAGCCAGAGCAGGAGGAGGAAACACGUGCUCUCACUAAUGACAGAGUGUCAGGACUGCCCUUGCUGGGGGAAGGAGGCGUGUCAAGGUGUGCUUCACUUCAGCGACGGCCACAUCAGACACGGCAGACCUCCGCUAAGUGACUGAGCUCAGGAAGAGUCCAGAGACAUUAACCUUCCAUGAAACAUUAUGUGCAAAGACACGGCGGGUUUGACUUCCAGGAGAAAUAAAGCUUUUCUGUUACUUU